Molecule: messenger RNA, 513 nt
Organism: Lactuca saligna
Lineage: Eukaryota; Viridiplantae; Streptophyta; Magnoliopsida; Asterales; Asteraceae
Source: the annotation of a GenBank genome assembly
AUGGAUUUCACGGUGUUAGGUUCUCACGACUUCAGCGACAUCAGGUGGGAACGAUUUGGCAGCAACGAUCGACGGAAGGAAAAGAAAGGUUGGAGGAUAGAUUGUUCGGUGAUUAGAGGUCAAACGCAGAAGGUAUCUCAGUUUAUGAAUACGAUCCCCACCAUCGCUACUCUAUCAAAGGUCUUUAUGCCUCCACCUUAUCUUAAUCUUCUUGAUUUUAAUCCUGGAAGGUACAAUCACCAUGGAUGUAAUUUUGAAUCCGAAAUGGGAAAAGGACUUCAGCGACAUCAGGUGGGAACGAUUUGGCAGCAAGGAUCGACGGAAGGAAAAGAAAUGUUGGAGGAUAGAUUGUUCGCUACAUGUUUGAAUGGGUCACAGUUUCGUCCAUUGAUACCCUUAUUAGAAGCCAUGCCAAAGGAACUUGGUGCUAGCCUGCAUGAUAUGCUUAAUCUGAUCACAGUUAAAUACAUUGAGCAUAUCGAGAAGAAACACAUGGAACCCGAAGAAUGUUAG